Molecule: messenger RNA, 753 nt
Organism: Closterium sp. NIES-65
Lineage: Eukaryota; Viridiplantae; Streptophyta; Zygnematophyceae; Desmidiales; Closteriaceae
Source: the annotation of a GenBank genome assembly
AUGACGUUUUCCCAUGCGGUUGUCAUGACGUCGUCUCUCUCCGUCGCCCUGCACGGGGGCGGUCGCGUGCUCAGCAUUCAGUCACAUACCGUCCAGGUGUCCAUCUCGGGUGCCCCUUUCAGGUACCCCACUCAGGUGUUUCUCAGGCGCCCAUCUCAGGUGUCUCUCAGGCGCCCCUCUCAGGUGUCUCUCAGGUUCCCCUCUCAGGUGCCCAUCCCAGGUGUCUCUCCAAUGUCUCUCAGAGCUAUGUGGGUGGGCAGCAAUGUGGCCGUGUUCCCCCAGCCCGGCAGCUGCUCCUGCUGGGAAGCGGAGCAGGUGAGUGGUGCAGCAGAGCAGGUGAGUGGUGCAGCAGAGCAGGUGAGUGGUGCGGCAGAGCACGUGAGUGGUGCAGCAGAGCAGGUGAGUGGUGCAGCAGAGCAGGUGAGUGGUGCAGCAGAGCAGGUGAGUGGUGCAGCAGAGCAGGUGAGUCGUGCAGCAGAGCAGGUGAGUGGUGCGGCAGAGCAGGUGAGUGGUGCAGCAGAGCAGGUGAGUGGUGCAGCAGUGCAGGUGAGUAGUGCAGCAGAGCAGGUGAGUGGUGCAGCAGAGCAGGUGAGUGGUGCAGCAGAGCAGGGCACGGGGUGUGUGGGUGCUGGACUCGCUGCUGAUAGCCUGGUGCUGGUGGUGGGGCGUGACGCCAGUAGCCCUGCUGUAGAGCACAUGGGUGAGGUGACAGGGCAUGGGGCGUGCCAGUGUGGUGGUCGAGGUGUGCUUUGA